AGAGGGGGGAGGGGUAAUCAGGCAGCCACGGGAGCCUCUGCUGAAUGCCUGCUGUACUCUCUUGGAGGCCUCAUCCCAACCCCUGAGACAGGGCUGUCACCUCGCCCCCCCUACAACCUCACAGAUGAAGAAACUGAUCCUGGCCGGGGCGGAGUCCUUCGUCCCACGUCACUGAGGUAGGAAGAGGCAGUGCCGGGGUUUGAGGCCAGGGCGGGCUGCUGUCAGAACCCUGGCCUUUCCCUGUAGUCUUGCCCCACAUCUGGUUGUGGGAGAGAGGAGGGCAAGAAGGAAGCCAGCUCAGAGCGUUAACAAACAAGCCCGAGGCUGUAGCAUCCACACUUGAGUUUUGCAGCCGAAGGAAAUUGAAGUGGUGGCUCAGAUUCCGGAAGUCAUCGGACCUAAGUCACCAAAAGAACCUGGGGCCUGCCCUCCCCCCACUCCAGGCUGUGAUGAUUCUGCGAUUAAUCCUGCUUGCUCUGGUCAUAGGGCAUGUCGGGGGAGAGACUAGGAUCAUCAAGGGCUACGAGUGCCGUCCUCACUCCCAGCCCUGGCAGGUGGCUCUGUUCCAGAAGACACGGCUGCUCUGUGGGGCCACCCUCAUCGCCCCCAAAUGGCUCCUGACAGCAGCCCACUGCCGCAAGCCCCAAUACCUGGUUCACCUGGGAGAGCACAACCUCCAGCGAUGGGAUGGCUACGAGCAGACCCGAACAGCCACCAAGUCCUUCCCCCACCCCCACUUCAACAACAGCCUCCCCAACAAAGACCACCGCAAUGACAUCAUGCUGGUGAAAAUGUCCUCCGCAGCCGUCAUCACCCGGGCUGUGCGACCCCUCACCCUGUCUUCACAGUGUGUCACUGCCGGCACCAGCUGCCUCAUUUCCGGCUGGGGCACCACGUCCAGCCCCCAGUUGCGCCUGCCCCAUACCUUGCGCUGUGCCAAUAUCACUAUCAUUGAGCACCAGGAGUGCAAGAAGGCCUACCCCGGCAACAUCACGGACACCAUGGUGUGUGCCAGUGUCGGAGAAGAGGGCAAGGACUCCUGUCAGGGUGAUUCUGGGGGCCCUCUGGUCUGUAACGGGUCCCUUCAAGGCAUCAUCUCCUGGGGCCAGGAUCCCUGUGCGGUCACCAGAAAGCCUGGUGUUUACACAAAGGUCUGCAAAUACGUGGACUGGAUUCGGGACACGAUGGAGAACAAUUAGCCAGAACCGGCUCGUCACUAAUCCCUACUUGGUGCUGUGGUUCCUGCUCAUUCUCUUAAUGAAGCCUGAGCCAGGAGCUCUUUAUGUACUUUUGGGGGGCCUUCUUGACUCUGAGAGAUGCUGUAGCUUAAUCAAUCUGAGGUUUGGAGUUGGGCUGCCUGGGUUCAAAUCCUGCCCCAUUCUAACCAGUAACUCGGGGAGGGAUAACAGCUGUUUGGUUCAUGGGUCUACCUCCAGCCCCAAGUGCCAUUCCUGGCACGCACACCAAGGUUUCAAUAAAUAUUACUCAAUGAA
Sus scrofa (pig) is the source of this 1493-nucleotide messenger RNA. It is a transcript of the gene KLK11, whose product is annotated as kallikrein related peptidase 11. The record is from RefSeq and is a predicted model, not a curated record. NCBI's taxonomy places the organism in Eukaryota, Metazoa, Chordata, Mammalia, Artiodactyla, Suidae. Gene Ontology annotation, molecular function: serine-type endopeptidase activity. Gene Ontology annotation, biological process: proteolysis. Gene Ontology annotation, cellular component: secretory granule.